AUGCUGCCUCACGCCAAGUUCUGGAAAAGCGAGGGCGAUCGCAAGGUCUUGCCUGCGCCAACCACCAUCGUCCCUUUCGCAGGUCGCAUUGGUGCUAAUCAAGAGUUCUCGCUUGACAAAAACAACUGCACACAAAUAGAGUUACUGCAGAAGUUCCCCGAUGCCGCCCCCUGGAUUCCAUUGCGCGAUGCUCUCUCACUACGACACUUCCUCCAACCCGAGCUGUGGAAGGCCGCAACUAUCGAGGCUGUUGGUCCGUGCGCCCGGAUAUGCAACACCUUUGCAACCGGAGCACUUGUGCCCAGUCUGCUUGGGGCAGUGACGGCGAUCCUGGUCCUGCCACUACUGAUCUUUGCGACUGGCCCAGUCUCCGGUGCCCACCUUAACCCGACGAUCACCAUUGCGACAUUCUUUGCACGUCUCGCGACGUUGCCGAGAUGCAUUCUGUACAUUGGAUUUCAGACACUCGGGGCAACCAUAGCAGGCCUGUUACUAAGGGCAAGCUUCGAUACGAGAUCUGUCUGUUAUUCCCCUCCCAUACUAGGUAUGAGGCAUUGGGGGUCUGUUGCUGAUCCGCUGAAACAGUUCACCGUUCCCGGUUGCUAUAUGGAUGCGACGAAAGUCUCACCAGGGAACGCGUUCGCCAUAGAAUUCACCACUGACUUCGCUUUGAUCUUCACUGCAUUCGGUGUCGGACUAGAUCCACGACAGCGCUCUGUUUUUGGACCCGCCUUGGGUCCGAUAUUUGUCGGCAUAACACUGGCGACAUGUACUUUUGUGACGGGCUUCAGCCGCGUUGGCUACACUGGAUUUUCUGGAAAUCCUGCUAGAUGCUUUGGAGCAAUGGUCGGCUCGCACUUUGCUUCUUAUCACUGGGUACAUUGGGUAGCACCGAUCUGUGCCUCCAUUACCCAUGGCAUUCUAUACUACCUGGUUCCUCCAUACUCCAGGGGCAAGGCCCCGAACGCGAGCAAUGGCUCCUCUUGA
Messenger RNA from Penicillium olsonii, 987 nucleotides. NCBI's taxonomy places the organism in Eukaryota, Fungi, Ascomycota, Eurotiomycetes, Eurotiales, Aspergillaceae. The record is from the annotation of a GenBank genome assembly.